This is a messenger RNA of Exophiala dermatitidis NIH/UT8656, 1950 nucleotides long. RefSeq lists its product as uncharacterized. NCBI's taxonomy places the organism in Eukaryota, Fungi, Ascomycota, Eurotiomycetes, Chaetothyriales, Herpotrichiellaceae. Bases 664 to 1686 code for a protein of 340 amino acids. The record is from RefSeq and is a predicted model, not a curated record. The transcript has 2 exons.
CGAUCUUUGUGUUUGACCACUGCACGAGCUGAUUCAACCCUCAGCUCUCCGGUGAAGUAUGCUGGCUUCUUCUUCCUGCACAACCGGAGAUCCUUUGGCGCUGCUCGAGGAAACCAAGAAAGAAUGUGGGCAAGUCUUAGUAGCCAACUUGAAUUCUUCUUAGCCAACGACCUCGCUACCUACGAGUAUAUCGACAUAACACUCCCCAGCUCUAGCUAAGUUACAUCUCUUAAUAUUUACUGAUACAAUGCCGAAAACAUAAAGGUCCUCGCAGUUCCCAAUGGACAGGCCCAAACACGAGGUCACAUAUGAUGCGUGUGGGAGACCCGCAAGGCUGAGGCCAACAGUUGAAACGAGGCUGCAACCCAAUACUAGUAUGUGACUGCAGUGGACUGCCAGUGCCGUCUGAUACCGGAGAGCAACUGCCAUAUUAUAAGCAAUGCCACAAUUAUCAGAUCACAUAUGGCAGGGACACGCAGUUCAGCAUCUUCUAGGAAGGGGCAACACCGCUGGAUACAUCAGGUAUAUAUACUUCCUGUCCCCCAGCAUUAGCGAUGCCUCUUCGGCAGAUGAAUCAAACAUUCAAUCAAACUGGGAGCAUACCAAUCCCACAGGAUCAGCAAUGUCUCCUCGACAGGUCGGACGAUUACACGAACAAUUGAAAUGCCUCCACGGAAGCGACCCGCUCUCGCGGCUGCUGCUGCCAUUGUCACACCUCUCCCACCUCUCCCUCUCUCUUCUUCCCCUUUCCGCCCUCUCCCUGCGGCUGCCCCACCCGCAGAUGAAGACGACGAAGAAGAAGACGACGACGACGAGGCCGAGGAGGAGGCCGAAGAGGAAGAGGAGGAGGAAGAGGAAGGAGGGGAGGAGGAGGAAGAGGAGGAGGAGCAGCGAGCUCCGCAACCCAGGAGGACUGUUCUUUUCAGAAAGAGGUCCUCCAAUGCCAAUGCCACGGUAGAGAGUCCACUGGAUUCCUACCGUGUGUUCUUGCAGAAUCUCCACCCGCACCAGGUCGACUGGGACAAUCUUCGUCCGGGUGACGCGAGACUGGAGAGCAGGUUCGACGGGCUCGGGCAGUUCCAACAGGAUGUGUACUACUUCAUCCUGGUAGGGCUGCUCAAUGCGUACGUCAAGGGCCGCAUUGGCGUUGCCAACUUCAAUGACUGCGACAGGCAGUGGGUGUGGAACUGGCCCACAUGGCACAGGACCAUUAUCCGACUGUCUGGGUCGAUUGAAGGUGGCCGGGUUGGAGGAGAGGGGGACUGCUGGUUCAGCACCUUCUCGACAGGCAAUGGAGGGAUGCCCAAGGUGGCAAUGCGCCAGGGGCGAUACGAACGCCGGCCUGACGGCAAUCACGCUUGGCGAGACAUCUUUACGCUGUACCAGCAUGAGGGUUGUCCUGGUCGUUCCAAGCCCUGGAGGUUUAGAGACCACCGCCGCCCACGUCAUGGUCAUCCUGCGUUUCGGGUCGCCCGGGUGCGAACUCCCUCCUCGGGCCGGCCAUCUCUGCCACAAUCUCCCCCAAACAUGCAUCAAUCCUGCGCAUGUCGUCUGGGAGUCAGAUCGAAGAAACAAGGACGGGAACCUGGGCGCCAGGAGCAACUGGGUCCCUUACCCACACCCCGAGAAGUACACGUUGGGCUUCGACUGUCUGGAGGCACCCAUUGUCAGCAUCGACUUGGAUGAUGAAGAGGUAGUUCGCUUAUCUGUGCUCGCUACUACCUCUGGCUUUUUGGGAGGAUCGGGCUUCGGAACCUUUCACGCCUCCACAUAUUUGGACUUGCCCGCCAGAUACUGCUGGGGGAGAGUAAAUAAGACAAAAAUUAACUUACCCUAUACCCAAAUCUGAUGAUCGAUUUGCACGUUAGAAGCGCUGUGAGCCUCUACUGGAGUUUCUUCUACAGGUAUAGUUUACUAUCUUUCGGGUCCUUCUAGUAAUAACACUAGAAU